AGGGUUAUACAAGAGAAAAAAGAGAUCAUAAAAACAAGGAAAUAUUUUACAUUACCACCUAAAAAUGUAACCAUUUUUAAGUAACCACCCAUUAAAUUUUUUAUUUUAAAUUACCACCCCUUAAAUUAAAUAAAUGCUUAGAUUACCACCCAUUUCAAAAAUUCGGUGGAUUUUUCGUAUGUGGGCCCCACCUAACACUUAUUUUGACCCUUUUGACUGAUUUUUUCCCCACAAUUUCUCUCUUUAAAACACUCUCCUAACUCUAAUUCACAUUUUUUCUCUUUGAAAUUUGGUUGAAUUUGGGGAUGGAAAUGUGAAUUAAAGUAUAGAGAGCGUUUUUAAGGAGAAAAAUCGGGGAAAAAAUAAGUCAAAAUGGUUUAAAUAAGUGUUAGGUGGGGCCUACAAACGGAAAAUCCACCGGAUUUUUGAAAUGGGUGGUAAUCUGAGCAUUUAUUUAAUUUAAGGGGUGGUAAUUUAGAAUAAAAAAUUAAACGGGUGGUUAGUUCGAAAAUGGUUACAUUUUUGGGUGGUAAUUUAAAAAUUAACCUAAAAACAAUGGCCUCUUCAAAAAUUGUCCCACUUUUUCUAGUAUUGUCAUCCUUAAUAAUAGGAAUCUCAAAGGGUCAAAGUAGUGUACCAGUUGUGCCUGGACUUUCAUACACAUUUUACUCUUCUAAAUGUCCUAGUUUGGAUUCCAUCAUUAGAAAUCAUCUUUCACAAGUUCUUCAAAGUGAUAUAACCCAAGCCGCCGGCUUGCUCCGCCUUCAUUUUCAUGAUUGCUUUGUUCAGGGAUGUGAUGGUUCCGUAUUGCUAGAUGGAUCAGCCAGUGGUCCAAGUGAGAAGGAUGCUCCUCCAAACUUGACGCUUAGGUCUCAAGCAUUUAAAAUUAUAAAUGAUCUUCGUGCGCUUGUGCAUCAGCAGUGUGGACGAGUUGUGUCUUGUGCUGAUAUAACUGCCCUUGCAGCUCGUGAUUCUGUUUUUCUGGCAGGUGGACCAUUCUAUGGGAUACCCUUAGGAAGAAGGGACGGACUAAACUUUGCUACAAGAAAUGAAACGCUAGCCAACCUACCACCUCCCUUUUUCAACACUACACAACUCCUCAGCUCCUUUGCUACCAAAAACCUAAAUGCCACGGACCUCGUCGCCUUAUCCGGUAGCCACACCAUCGGUAUCAGCCAUUGCACCUCUUUCACUAAUAGACUCUACCCUACUCAAGACCCUACCAUGGCCCAAACCUUUGCUAACAACCUUAAACUCACGUGUCCAACUUCUAACACUGAUAACAUUACAAAUUUGGACAUUCAUACUCCUAACAUUUUCGACAACAAGUAUUAUGUUAAUCUUAUGAACCGCCAAGGCUUGUUCACUUCCGAUCAAGAUUUGUUUACUGAUUCAAGGACUAAGGGAAUAGUCACAAGUUUUGCGGUUAACCAAACCUUGUUCUUUCAAAAGUUCAUAGACGCGAUGGUUAAAAUGAGCCAACUUAAUGUUUUAAAGGGGUCACAAGGGGAAAUUCGCUCCAAUUGCUCCGCAAGAAAUGCUAAUAGUAACGUGGAUCUCAAGUCUAUGGUGGAUGUGGAUCAAGAACAAGGAAGAUUGUCACAAUAUUAAGUAACAUUUGUACUUCAAGUGGAGUAUUUGGAGUUUUACUAUAUUUAUUUAUGUAUGUUUGCCCAAUCUCUUACGUGUAAGGUGUGACGAUGCCUAGAUGUGUGUCUUUGGAAUGUUUUCUAUAUAUAAAAUGCAUGAAUAAAUGAGAUUUAAUCUCAAUGAAUGAAUUCCAUGCUCAUAUUGCUCAAGUAGUGUAUUUAAAAUAUGUUUCUCGUAUCAUAGGGUAACUUGUUAAGUUU
This is a messenger RNA of Chenopodium quinoa (quinoa), 1850 nucleotides long. Its product is annotated as peroxidase 12-like. Lineage: Eukaryota; Viridiplantae; Streptophyta; Magnoliopsida; Caryophyllales; Amaranthaceae. Gene Ontology annotation, biological process: hydrogen peroxide catabolic process; response to oxidative stress. The record is from RefSeq and is a predicted model, not a curated record. Gene Ontology annotation, molecular function: peroxidase activity; heme binding. The coding region runs from base 511 to 1611 and encodes 366 amino acids. The transcript has 3 exons.